UAUACAGAUACAAAAUAGAAGCCAAGUCACAGGUCCCAUUAGUGUCUAACCAAAAUUUUCAAGCUCUGGAGGAAACAAUGAAACUCAUUAAUGGAGUUCCUCUUCUUCAUUUGAUCUUGCUUGCAUUGUGUCUUCUGGCUGUUCAGGCAAGAUCAGCAUCCGUUAAAAGGUCCACCUAUAUAGUCCACAUGGACAAGUCUCACAUGCCCAAAAUCUUUGCUAGCCACCACCACUGGUACUCCUCCACUGUCGAUUCCAUAAACUCAGCCGCUCACACAACAUCAAACGGUCAUCAAUCCAAACCAGAGAUUGUAUACAGUUAUGACAACGCAUUACACGGUUUUAGUGCACUGUUGUCUCAAGAUGAACUAGAGACUGUAAAGAAUUCCCCAGGUUUUGUCUCAGCUUAUUGUGAAAGAGAAAUCACACUUGACACCACCCACAGCACUGAAUUCCUCUCCCUCAAUCCUGUCACCGGCUUAUGGCCAGCUUCAGACUACGGCAAAGACGUUAUCAUUGGUGUCAUCGACAGCGGUGUGUGGCCGGAGAGCAAGAGCUUCAACGACAAAGGAAUGACCCCAGUCCCCUCUAGGUGGAAGGGUAAGUGCGAAGAAGGAGAAGAGUUCAAUUCCUCAUUGUGCAACUUGAAGCUCAUUGGAGCUAGAUCCUUCAACAAGGGGGUUUUAGCUGCAGAUCCCAACAUCACAAUCCGCAUGAAUUCUGCAAGGGACACCAGUGGACACGGCACGCACACAGCCUCCACAGCUGCUGGAAACAUUGUGGAAGGCGUUUCGUACUUUGGCUAUGCACAGGGGACAGCAAAAGGGGUUGCUCCCGGUGCUCGGCUGGCCAUCUAUAAGGUCAGUUGGGAUGAAGGAAGUUAUGAGUCUGAUUACCUUGCCGCAAUGGACCAGGCCAUAGCUGAUGGUGUUGACGUGAUAUCGGUUUCAAUGAAUGUCGGCCGUGGGGUACCUCUGUAUGAGGAUCCUUUCGCCAUAGCUUCCUUUGCUGCCAUGGAGAAGGGUGUGCUUGUUUCAGCUUCAGCAGGCAAUAGAGGGGAUUCACUUGGACAAGUGCGCAAUGUGAGCCCAUGGAUCUUGACCGUCGCGGCAGGUUCAAUCGAUAGGUGGUUUGCCGGCACUUUAACUCUCGGAAAUGGGGUAACAAUCACCGGAUGGACCCUGUUCCCUGCAAGUGCCUUGGUGUUAGACCGCCCUCUCAUUUACAACAAGACUCUGUCUCCAUGCAAUUCAACUGAAUUGCUGUCUGAAGUACCUAGUGAUGUCAUCCUCAUUUGUGAUGAUAUCACUGAUGCAUCUUCUGAUCAAGCUCGGCAUGUCUCACAGUCAAAUGUGGCUGCAGCUAUAUUUAUCAAAGAUGAUCCUGCAUUCGUCGUCUCUGAUAAUGUUGAAUUUUUUCAAUCCAAUGCAUUCCCCUGUCCCGGGGUUGUGAUCAGCUCUAAAGAAGCCAUUGCCGUGAUCAAAUACGCUGAAAGUGCAAAUACAGCAACAGCGAGCAUCAAGUUCCAACAGACCAAAUAUGGUACAAAGCGUGCCCCUGUCGUUGCCUCAUUCUCUGCAAGAGGUCCUGCCUUGAGCUGUCCCACCAUUUUGAAGCCGGACCUAAUGGCACCGGGGAUAUUAAUUUUAGCAGCAUGGAUUCCAACUGCUAGGGCAAGUGCUAUUGGCUCAAAUAUUGCAUUGUACAGUGAUUACAAUAUGAUCUCCGGGACAUCCAUGUCGUGUCCUCACGCUUCUGGCAUCGCCGCGCUCCUUAAAGGGGCGCACCCGGAAUGGAGUCCAGCUGCUAUUAAGUCUGCCAUGAUGACUACAGCCAACCCAUUUGAUAACACUGGCAAUCCCAUCCGACACAAUAGCUUUAAUUCUGAUGCUUCACCCCUAGCCAUGGGGGCAGGUCAUGUUGAUCCUAAUCGAGCACUUGAUCCAGGUUUUAUAUACGAUACUACCCCACAGGACUAUGUGAAUUUCAUAUGCUCACUGAACUUCACUGAGAAUCAAUUCUUGACCAUCACAAGAUCAAAGGGUUACAAUUGCUCAAAUCUGUCUUCUGACCUCAAUUACCCUUCCUUUAUUGUUUUGUACACUGAUGAAAAGGAUAAUUUGGUUCAGAAAUUUCAGAGGACUGUCACGAAUGUGGGCAAAGCCACGGCCACUUAUAGAGCUAAGGUUGAAGCCCCAAAGGGUUCUGUGAUCACAAUCUCGCCCAAGACGCUGGUUUUUAAGAAGGUGAAUGAGAAGAAGAGCUACUCUUUGACUAUACAUUAUAGGGGAUUGGAAAGUGCAAGGCACACAUAUGGUUCUGUAAUUUGGGUAGAAGAUGGUGGUAAGCAUACUGUGAGGAGUCCUAUAGUGGUCUCACCCUCACCUAGUAUUUUUUGGUAGGUUCGUGUUUAAAUUGUGCACCGGAUGAUAGGGAAUUGCCAUUGCCACUGUGUUUGUGCCCGGAAGAUUAAGUUCUUCUGAAUGGUGAAAAUAAAGCAAUGUGACAGCUUGAACUUUUCCUCUUUCUUUUUCAACAAUUUCCUUUGGACUUUUCUUCUUUCUUUUACUUUCCUUCGCUUCAUAGCCCAAGCUCUAUCAAUCUAAUCUCAUUAAAUAGCCUUCUUUACGAAA
Messenger RNA from Cornus florida, 2633 nucleotides. RefSeq names its product subtilisin-like protease SBT3. The transcript has a single exon. Gene Ontology annotation, biological process: proteolysis. The record is from RefSeq and is a predicted model, not a curated record. Gene Ontology annotation, molecular function: serine-type endopeptidase activity. The coding region runs from base 78 to 2402 and encodes 774 amino acids. Lineage: Eukaryota; Viridiplantae; Streptophyta; Magnoliopsida; Cornales; Cornaceae.